Messenger RNA from Lactuca virosa, 1032 nucleotides. The record is from the annotation of a GenBank genome assembly. Lineage: Eukaryota; Viridiplantae; Streptophyta; Magnoliopsida; Asterales; Asteraceae.
AUGGCCAGCUCGAACUCGCCUUCUUCCCAACAAGAACCAACAAACCCACUCGCCGUUCAACAAUCAAAAUCAACCGCCGCUUCACGCCGCAUACCUCCUCCCUGCUGGUCGCACGACGAGACUGUUGCGUUAAUUGAUGCGUAUCGUGAUAAGUGGUAUUCUCUCCGGCGAGGAAACCUACGCGCCUCCCACUGGCAGGAGGUCGCCGACGGCGUCACCGCUCGGUGUCCGUUAGGUAACCCGCCGAAAACCUCGGUUCAGUGUCGUCAUAAGAUGGAGAAGCUUAGAAAACGUUAUCGCGCGGAGAUCCAACGGAUCGGAAACAACCCAGGUGGCCAUCGGUAUCCGUCUUCGUGGGUUCACUUUAAACGAAUGGAUUCGAUGGAAUUAGGGUCGUCUCCUUCAGAUCCGAGUCUUCAAGACGAAGAGGAAGAAGAUGGAGUAGGCGAUGAAAACGAAGACGAUUUGUUGUUAUAUCCUAGAGGAAUCAAACAAGCCAUCGCUCUCCCUCUCAAUCGACGUUAUCAGAGCUCGAUUGGUAACGGCGUUGCCGGAAACGGUGUUCGGAUUAAAAUCCCAAAUCUCGCCGGCGUCCCACCACCACAACCUUUAAACGUAUACAACAGUAAUAUAUCAAUGGAUGAUUACCCACCGCCUAUGAACCCACAUUACGGGUCAGGUAAGGGCUCGAGAGAUGGAUACAUGAAGGAAGCUUUUGGAAGUGAGAUGAACAGAAAACAUGGCGGCGGCGGUGGUGGAGGGAUGAAGAGGAGGAAGGACAUGGAGAACAGUGAGAGUCAUCUGAUGGAUGAAAUGGUGGCAGCGAUUCAGAAGUUAGGAGAUGGGUUUGCGAAGGUGGAGAGGAUGAAGAUGGACAUGGCAAGAGAGCUUGAAUCCAUGCGAAUGAAAAUGGAGAUGAAAAGAACUGAAAUGAUCCUGGAAUCACAGCAGAAGCUUGUGGAUUCAUUUGCAAAAACAGUUAUGGAGAAGAAGAACAAGAAGAUCAAAAGAAUGCCCACACCAGAAUCAUGA